AUGAACAUCUUUUGGUUUUUUUUUGCAGUUGUAUUUGCAUCACCAAUCAAAUUAUUAGAGCCAGAGGACGACUCAUUUUACCAGCCAACAGAUAACUUUGAACAUGAAGAACCUGGCACCAUCUUGAAGAUAAGAAAGGCACCUUAUCAAAUGAAGAGUAUCCAUUUUCCUGUUAAUGUUUCGAACGUUUGGCAAAUUUUAGUCAGAUCUGAGGAUGCUUUAGGGAAUGCCUCUGCCGUUGUUUCAACACUUUUUGAACCUUACAACUCCAAUAAUUCAAGAUUGGUAUCAUAUCAUGUUGCUGAAGAUGCUCCUAAUGUCAAUUGUGGUCCUUCAUUUGCAUUUGCAGGAGGUGGAUUUUCUUCAGUGGUAACCAAAUUGGAAAUGAUUUUGAUUCAAAGUGCUUUAAAUUUUGGAUAUUAUGUUUUGGUACCUGAUUAUGAAGGUCCCCUAAGUGCCUUCACUGUCGGUCCCACGGCUGGUUAUUCGAUUCUCAAUUCGAUUAGAGGUGUUUUACAAACGGAUAACGUCACAAACUUAUCGCCAGAUGCAGACGUUGUAUUGUGGGGUUUUUCUGGAGGAAGUUUCGCUAGCAGUUGGGCAGCUGGUUUGGCCCCUACUUAUGCAGAAGAUUUAUCAAGUAAUUUGAAAGGAUGUGCUCUUGGUGGAUGGCUCACCAACAUCACAUCAAUGUUCGAAAUAAUCGAAGGGUCCAUAUUUGUAGGUUUGACGCCCAAUGCUAUCGCCGGUAUGACAAAUCAAUUCCCUGAAUUUGAAACUUACAUCCAAAGUCAAUUGACUGAUGAUAGGAAAAAGAGUUACGAAGAAGUAUAUGGAUUUUGUUUAUCGGAUUCGAUAGUAAAUUAUGUUUUCACUGACUUUUUUACUGGGAACAGGAAGUAUUUCAGGAACGGUUGGAAGAUGUUUGAGGAUGCUGCUUUCAAAAAAUUCUUGGAUAUCAGCAUCCUUGGUACCAAUGAAACAGACCAUAUCAAGCCUGACAUCCCUAUAUUCCUUUUCCAUGGAGAAAAAGACGAAAUUGUACCUUAUAAAGACUCUCAGAGAGUUUAUGAUGUUUGGUGUAAUGAAAAAGAUGGGAUGGAUUCUUUUGAAUUUGCUUCCUCUACCUCUUCGGGGCAUCUAUUAGAAGUCUUCGAAGGGUCUGGUGCAGCUCUUGAAUUUAUUCAAAGAGUUUUCGAAGGAAAAGAAUUGGUCAAAGGUUGCAAAAAGACUUCAAGAACAACAAAUCUUUUCUAUCCUGGGGCUGUGACUCAAUAUAUAAACAUUAUCAAAUCCUUAUAUAAAAAUAUCAGAAACCAACCCAUCGGUCCAAAAGAUAAGAGAAGUUUAUUUGAUAGCGAAUGGGUAGACAACUUCGAAAUGAGGUCCUUGCUUGGUUUUCUAGAAUCCUAA
Yamadazyma jaroonii is the source of this 1413-nucleotide messenger RNA. The record is from the annotation of a GenBank genome assembly. NCBI's taxonomy places the organism in Eukaryota, Fungi, Ascomycota, Pichiomycetes, Serinales, Debaryomycetaceae.